UCUCGAUACGAAGUCGCGUCCAUAACCUCAAAAUAUUUUGUUUAUAUUUAUAAAUAACAAUAAACAUCUGAUAAAGUGUGAAACAGUGAAUAAAUGGAAUAAUUUGUGAAGUGUUGUGAUAAAAUUUAAUGUGAGCUUCGUAAUGAUUUGGUUUCGUUGAAUCGGCUCUUGGAUUGAAAUUGUUUCUAUUGAUGCAUUCGAUUGCAAUCACUGUGCAACUAGUCUUCAUCUAUGGGCUUAUUUACGAGGCGAUGCCAGGGAGCCUAAUCCUUAAUUUAUGACAAAUAAGGAAGAAAGCCAUCAUAUCUAAAGAGUGAAUCGUAAUGACUGUACCAAUGACAUGAAAUAAUUUAGUGACAAAAGACUGAUCAGUGCAAAAUGUCGUAUACGAAUACUGCUUGUUCGGACUUGGACACAAAGUUUACAUCAUUAGAGACGAAUGUCCUAAACUUGGAUGCGUCGAAAAAUGGCCUAGCGUUUGAAACGAAAAGUGACUUGGAGAGCCAAGGAUAUACAGUGUUUAAGUCGAGAUGGCUCAUUUUAGCUCUUUUCGUGUUGUUCUCCGCGUCAAACGCGAUGCAGUGGAUCCAGUACACGAUCAUCUCGGAUGUGGUGGUUAAGUACUAUGGUGUGAGCAGUGGGCUGGUGUCGUGGACGUCCAUGGUGUACAUGGUGACGUACGUGCCCCUCAUCUUCCCCGGCAGCUGGCUACUGGAUAAAACGGGUCUCCGAGUGACGACGAUAAUCGGUUCGUUCGGGACAUGUCUGGGCGCCUGGCUGAAGGUGUUCUCCGUACCCCAAGACAGGUUCUGGCUGGGCUUCACCGGACAGACCGUGGUGGCCAUCUCACAGGUGUUCGUGCUCAACGUACCUCCGCGGCUGGCGGCGGUGUGGUUCGGCGCCGAUCAGGUGUCGUCCGCCUGCAGCAUAGGCGUGUUCGGUAACCAGCUUGGUGUAGCUCUCGGUUUCCUGCUGCCGCCCAUGCUGGUGCGAGCUCAGGGCUCUAUCGAGGACAUCGCCAAGGAUCUCCAGUUCAUGUUCUACCUGGUUGCUGGAGUUACCAGCGUGCUCUUCGUCUUCAUACUGCUUUUUUUCAAAGCCGCGCCACCGACCCCACCGUCGGCGGCGGCCGACCACGGUGCGACCAUCGACUCCAACUUCUUCAGCUCCAUCAAGAAGCUGCUCACCAACCGCAACUACAUCCUGCUGCUCAUCUCCUACGGGUUCAACGUGGGCGUCUUCUACGCCAUAUCCACUCUGUUGAAUAACCUCGUGCUGACUUAUUACCCGAACGCAAACGCGGACGCGGGUCGCAUCGGCCUGGUCAUAGUCGUCUCUGGUAUGGUGGGUUCCGUCGUCUGCGGCCUUAUCCUGGACCGGACUCACCGCUUCAAGGAGACCACGUUGGCGGUGUAUGCCGCGAGCGUGGUGGGAAUGGUUAUAUUCACCUUCACCCUCAACUGUGGGUACAUCAGCGUGGUGUAUCUCAGCAGCGCUCUGCUUGGGUUCUUCAUGACUGGCUACCUGCCCGUGGGCUUCGAGUUCGCGUCUGAAGUUACAUAUCCGGAACCUGAGGGAACUACAUCUGGAAUCCUCAACGCUUGUGUCCAGGUGUUCGGCAUAGUCCUCACGCUGAUCUACGAGUGGAUGCUCACCGCGAUCGGCGACCGUUGGGCCAACCUGACUAUGUGCGCGCUGCUGGCCGUCGGCACCGCCGUCACCGCCGCCAUUCGCUCCGACCUCCGCCGGCAGGCCGCUAUGAAGGGGAACUAGACCCAAGCCUAAAAGUUAAAAAAAAACACUUAACUUUUUUUCAGCGGUUAGUUGCGUGAAAGUUGGUAGCGCUGUUCAGUCGGUGUUGCCACAUAAAGGGGAACUAGAUAUUAUUUUAUCUGUUUCAAUCCUGAAAUUCGAUUGUUUUUUGGUAGGUCACAGCGUGAUAUUAUAUGUUGGUGAAUGGUGAGGCUUCUGUAUCGUCAGGGCAGUCCCAAUCUUCGACAGGCUGAUGACGGAAAACAGCUGCAUAAUUCCAAAGGCUUUUAUAGAUAAAAAAGAUGUUUCAAAUUUCGGACCUGGACGAGAAAGCAUAUUAUAUAAAAAACAAUCAUAUAAAACGGGUACCUAGGCACUAAGCAUGUUGUCUGAAGGUCUGAUCAGGACAUUGUAUGUAAUUUGUCUCGUUUAUUUAUUUUUAUACAAUUGUAUUGAAUGUCAAAACUAACGACAUAUCAAGUCUCGGAUUUUUUAUUAAAAUAAGGAGCAUAUUACACAAUAUAUUUAUUCAAUGGGUAUGACUAGGUAUUUUUAACAAGCUAACCAAAAUAAUAGGUAUCAUUGCCCCAAUAGGAAUAAUAUUUUUAAAGCUGGUUUAAGAACAAGUUCUUUACAAUAUUUUAGAUAAUAAUUUGUGGCUGUAAUUAGCAUUUUAGCUUUAAUCUAGAUUAAAACGAUUUUAAUUGUUUUACCUAAGAAUAACAAAAAAUAAA
This is a messenger RNA of Aricia agestis (brown argus), 2486 nucleotides long. RefSeq lists its product as uncharacterized. The record is from RefSeq and is a predicted model, not a curated record. Bases 379 to 1773 code for a protein of 464 amino acids. Lineage: Eukaryota; Metazoa; Arthropoda; Insecta; Lepidoptera; Lycaenidae. The transcript is spliced from 9 exons. Gene Ontology annotation, cellular component: membrane. Gene Ontology annotation, molecular function: heme transmembrane transporter activity; heme binding. Gene Ontology annotation, biological process: transmembrane transport; heme export.